UGCAAGUUGUUGCUUCAGGACUGGUCUGCGUCAACACCUGAACUAAGAAUGAGAAGCGAAGUAGUCGAACGCGUUGACAACUUCACUUAUCUUGGAAGUCUGAUCAGCCCUAAUGGGUUGGUGUCUGACAAAAUCUCUACACGGAUUAGAAAAGCUCGUUUGGCUUUUGCAACCUUACGUCAUCUAUGGCAAAGGCGAGAUAUUCAUUUAUCAAUUAAAGAACGAGUAUACUGCGCGACAGUUCGUUCUGUUCUACUUUACGGCUGCGAAACAUGGCCAUUAAGAGUAGCGGAUAGUCGUAAGUUACUAGUAUUUGAUCACAGAUGUCUUGGAAAUAUUGCUCGCAUCUGCUGGGAUCACCAGUUAAGUAAUAAUGAGGUUAGACGCAGAGUAUUAUGAAUGAUGGUAAAUCAGUUGAUGAGGUUAUGAAUCUUCAUCGACUGAGAUGGUUGGGCCACGUGUUGCGUACGUCUGAGCACCGAUUACCAAGAUGCACAAUGCGGACUUGUGUUGUGGAUGGUUGGAAUAAAGUUAGGGGCCGCUAAACCAAAACAUGGCAUCAAUGCUUGAAGUCAUUAA
Schistosoma spindalis is the source of this 579-nucleotide messenger RNA. NCBI's taxonomy places the organism in Eukaryota, Metazoa, Platyhelminthes, Trematoda, Strigeidida, Schistosomatidae. The record is from the annotation of a GenBank genome assembly.